Molecule: messenger RNA, 712 nt
Organism: Aspergillus wentii DTO 134E9
Lineage: Eukaryota; Fungi; Ascomycota; Eurotiomycetes; Eurotiales; Aspergillaceae
Product: SNARE domain- containing protein
Exons: 4
Coding region: 7-507 (166 amino acids)
Biological process (GO): endoplasmic reticulum to Golgi vesicle-mediated transport
Source: RefSeq, a predicted model, not a curated record
CCCGUCAUGGCUUCACGAUUUCCCCGUCAGCGCGAUCCCCGUGCCUCCUCAUCUCUCUUUGACUCGUAUGGUGGUGGUGACUCCCGGCCCGCCAGUAAAUCGCCUGGCCGAAUGGGCGGAUAUGGCUACGGGGGAUACUCCGGAGCCGGUGAUGCGAUGAAUGGAGGUGCUACCGGGGGUGGAUUUAGGACUGCGACACCAAAUGCAAAGGGUCACUAUUCGGAUGCCGUUCUUUCGCAUCUGGAAUCACAGAAUGAUUCCGAGGUUGAAGGAAUCAGCGCCAAGGUCAAGAUGUUGAAAGAUAUCACACUUGCCAUCGGAGAUGAAAUCCGGGAUACCUCCAAUCUUACAGACCUCAACGAUACGUUCGACAACACUCGCGUUCGUCUCCGAGGAAAUAUGAACCGUAUGCUGCGAAUGGCCGAGCGCACCGGUGUCGGCUGGCGUGUGUGGCUGGUUUUCUUUAUCGCCGUUUUCCUUAUCUUCGCAUACGUUUGGCUGAGUUGAUUGACUCGGUUUUUUAUCUCGGCCGGCAACUAUACCACUCACUCGACUAUAUCAAAAAACAUGAAGCCAUGGGCUUUGUCGCCAUUAAUAAUCCCGACGACGAUUCAAUCGAUUAGCAUGGUUUUUGGGCGGCGGCGUUUUGGGUUUGAUCAUCUUGGACAACUUGCAGGUCACGUCAGCGUUGUUCUUUAUAACUUUUUUUUUU